AUGGCCGAUUCUGACUCCGACACUGACUUCCCCAUACUCCAGGACAUCCAGCCAACAAUACGUCAACUCCGCCAGAGGCAGACCAUGCUGAAGACAUGUCUUCACGCUACACAAGAGCUCACCAGCAUGGAGAUCUUGCAAGCUGAAGUUAAUAUUAUGGUCGACUCACCGAAUUUGGAUGGUGAACCACCUAUAGAAGAGCCUGGAACCUGGCGCGACGUAACAGCUGAGUGUCGGAUCGACCUAGUGCCAUUCUCUUUGAUGUUCUUCGCACAUAGAGCGGAUCGAAGAUUCGCACCAAUUCUUUAUCGUGGCUUGAAAGUGAUUCCCGUGAAGUCUGCUCAUGAAGUCGAGCUGGCUCAAACUGUGUUACCAACAGUGAAAAGACCUAGUGAUGCUGUUGAAAUGAUCAGAAACUACGCUACGGCGUACAGGUCUCGACGCGCUUCCUUAUCUCGACUCGUCGACAAGUUCGGGGAACAACUCCAUAUGGAGCCAUUGCCCUCUGGCGGUUACGUCUUAAAAUGCGCAGACCUGAUCGAAAUCCAGUGGACUUUGCAGAACAAAUGGUCCCCCCUGGCCAUGUUCCAUCACCGCAUGAAGUUUGACGUCGAAUAUAUGGCCGAAAACUACAUAAAAGUAAUAACAGGGCUACACAGGCAAUUGUCGGACCCUGAACUCGAGACGGACGAGCGCACGAUGCUGCUUGCCAAGAUAUUCAGCACUUGCUUGGAGGCGCAAGGUCCCACCAGAGAGCUACACGAAAGUAUGUCCUCAGAUCCUGAAUCGGCCAACAGACUAAUGUCUCGACGCACCACACUGGACAAAGAACCUGAAGUAGCCAUCAUGAAGCUUAAAGAUGAUCUAAUGGCCCCGCCAAGAACGGCCCCAAAGAGAAAGGACAGAAAAACUUUUGGUAAAAAAUCUGGAGAUAGUAGGAAAAAAUCUGAUGAACAUAGCAAAAGGUUGGAGGCUGAUGGUGUAACAGAGAAAAAUAGUAAGAAUAUGGAAGAUGGUAGUGAAAAGUCAAAUGGAUUCGGAAAGAAAACGGAUUCUGGUAAAAUCCGCAAAACAUCAGACUACAUUGUUAAAAACAUAGACAACAAUAAUAAAAAAUCAGGAAAUAAUACCAAAAAAGCUAAUGAAGUUAACAAAAAUAUUAAUAAUGUUAACAAUCCUCCAAAUGAUGACAAUAAUUCAGAUAAUAUAAUAGAGAAUAUCAUUGAUGAUAGAGGUAAAGUAAAAAAUGUUAUUGGAGAAGCAAAUAGUGAACUGGGGAAUACAAAGGGUAAAGUAAAAAAUGUCACUGGAAAUGGUGGUAAAAAGCUUUCGAAUAAUGGCAACACUAAGACUGGUAAAGUAAAAAAUAUGACUGGAGAUAGUGGUAAAAAGCUUUCGAAUAAUGACAACACUAAGACUGGUAAAGAUAAAAAUGUUGAGAAUGCUAGCAAUAAAGAUGGUGCGGAAAUGGCAGGUCGUGGUGAAAAAAUGUUUAAUGAUCGUAAAAUUAUUGGUAGUAAAAAGGCGGUUAAAAGACCUAGUAAUACUGAUAAUGAUAGUAAUUCUAAAAAAUCUAAAUACGUUUCAGAACAGAACAACCAGCCUAGUUUAAACGUCAAACAAACUGAAACAAACAUUAUUGUUAAAAAAUCCGUUACAAAGUCAACUGAAAAAAACAUUGCCAGCGCAAAAAGUAAAAAGGCUACAAGUGCGAAGAAAGAGAGCAACACUAAUAUCAAAAAAGUUGUAGAGAAAAAAGAUAGCCACACUGAAAUUGAACAUGGUAAUAUUGGAACUAUAGAUAUUAAAAAAAUGAAUGAAGAAUCAAAACUUGUUAAGAAAGUUAUUAAGAAGAAUAUUGCCAACACUAUUAUUGAAAAUGGUGAAAAAGUGAAUGGUGUUGCUACAUCGAAAGACAACGUUGAAGUAGAAAAAAUUGUAAACAAAGUUGUUUCGAAUAAAACAAAAGCACAGGCCGACAAAAAAACUGAAAAAGUUACUAAUAAUAAAAAUACGCAGAAAGCGAAAGAAUCUAUCGUAGAUAAAAAGGUUGCCAAUGUGAAAAAUGUUACUAAACAACAAAUCAUUUCCAAAAUGGCCAGUGAUAAUAAUACGAAAAAGAAUGUUGCUUCUACAAAUAAAACGGCAACAAAACCAAAUAUCACUAAGAAUCCUUUACAAAUUUCUAAUAAACUCAAAACUAGCAACACUACGACCAAGAACACGAAGCCUGGUAACAUUGAAAAGGAAAAUAUUCAGAAUAAAAUGAUAUCAAAAAUACCCCAGAAGAAUCCCGCCUUGAGUGCUCUGAAGAACAACCCUUUAAGAAUGAGUCCCAGGCGACUAACAACCAGUACUAAACUAUCGAACCUGGUAUCUGGAGCAGCCAUGCCUUUACAGAAAACAAUACAGAAAUCCACCAACAUACCACGUUUGGCCACAAAGCCAACUACAUAAGCUUGUAUUUUCGUAAAAUAGCACGCCCCACUACGGGCAUGAGUCGCUAGUUAAGCAUAGUUCUUGUAUCAUUGAUUUUAGAGCAUAGGUUCCCAAACUUUGUUGUUUACUGUCCACUUUAGGCAAGAUAAAAAAAUUUCAAUGCCCGCCCACAAAAAAAAAAUUGAAAACACAAUGCAAGGAUCAGUGGAAAAGAAAUCCCGUCUUGUCGAGAGUCCACGGUUAGUCAUUUCAAUUUGACACUUAAGGCAGUUAACGAUUGGGGCGAUGCCAAUCUUGUCAAAUUUAAUGCUAACCAAAACGCAGGCGUGUCUCCACAAAACGGAGUCCCUUUCACCUGACUCCGACUUUUCGUGAUAUAUACCGAUAACCGACCGUCUCCAGCUACUUGGAAUGUAUCUGUCGUCAAUCUGAACUUCGGCAGAUAUAUUGAAUUCAUGGCCAAUAAUGCAGCCAGGAAUCUCAGCAUCCUUUCCAAGUUGAGGCAUUACUUCACACCGGGACAGUUGCUUCAGCUGUACCAAGCACAACUCCGGUCGUGUAUGGAGUACUGCUUCCACUUAUGGGAUGGCUCUGCUAAAUACCAACUGGCCACCUUAGAUUCAAUUGACCAGCGUAGCUAGAAGCUUAUAAGUGACUCGGAAUUAGUAAAGGCGAAACUGCAGAGCCUUUAACACCGCCGUCAAGUUGCCUGCUUAUAGGUAUUUUACAGGAUAUAUCACAGAGAGUAUGCGAUGGAAUUACACGACUUAAUUCCGCCUUCCCCUUUCCAUCAUCGGGGGACUAGGCGUAAGCUUGGAUUGCUCACGUAUUUUGCGCAUUUAUUCGCACUUAUUUUGAAUAAAAAAAAAAAUGACGCAAAAAAUCACAAGAAAAAAAAAAUUAUGUGGUGUAGUUGCUAUAGAUAAUUCAGUUUUUUUUUCCAAAUGCGAUAGCACCCACCGGACAGCGUCGACGUCUCCCUAAUAACUUCCUAGGCCUCUAUCACCCCCUAGGUCAGUUCAGCGACCACUGGGUAGCGGUAGAGACCACUUUGGGAAACUAUACUUUAAAGAGUAAUUUUAAUUAAUUAUGUUUGUUUUCCACUGGUCGCUUACUGUUACUAUAUGAAACUUACACGACCCGCUGCUGGGCACGGGUUUUCUAUGCUAUAUAAUAAUGAAUUCAAUUGAAAUCAUGUACUUGUAAUAUUAAGUAUAUUGAUUGUCACGAUAUUUUACCAUCCUGAUAUUCAAUUAUUUUUUGUGAAAUUAGAAUAGAAUAGACAUUUAUUGCAACGCCACAACACAGAUACAAAAGAAAUUGGUAACACAGAUAACCUAAACAAAAGUAUUAAUGAAAGAAAAAUACAAUAAAAAAAACAACAACAUAAG
Messenger RNA from Hyposmocoma kahamanoa, 3830 nucleotides. RefSeq lists its product as uncharacterized. Lineage: Eukaryota; Metazoa; Arthropoda; Insecta; Lepidoptera; Cosmopterigidae. The record is from RefSeq and is a predicted model, not a curated record. The coding region runs from base 1 to 2457 and encodes 818 amino acids. The transcript has 11 exons.